Melanotaenia boesemani (Boeseman's rainbowfish) is the source of this 2653-nucleotide messenger RNA. Its product is annotated as E3 SUMO-protein ligase KIAA1586-like. Bases 524 to 2653 code for a protein of 709 amino acids. The transcript has 3 exons. Lineage: Eukaryota; Metazoa; Chordata; Actinopteri; Atheriniformes; Melanotaeniidae. The record is from RefSeq and is a predicted model, not a curated record.
AGCAGGCGGCGGUAUGCCAACCCAGUUGAUGAAGGACAUCAUCCUGCAGGUGAGUUUUAAGGUGGUUUCCAAAUAAGUCAUUGUUUUAACCUACUGGCAAUAUGACUAGACAUUUAGAAGAGACGAGAUUUUGUCACCAGUAGUUAAACUGUGCGAGUUGCUAGCGUUAUGAAAGGCUAAUGUUACCCUAAUGUUAGGUUGCUGAAGCUAGCUAGAUUGGAAUAAUGAGGGGAAACCGCGCCAUUGUUGGUUUUCAGUAAGUGUUAAUUAGAAUUUCAUACCAGACUAAUGUUAGAUGAAACUGAUUAUCUCAGUUUCUAUGAAGCUUGUUUGUUACUGUGAAGGUCUAAAUUAUAACGUUUAAUUUAAAGGUAAUUUUAAUUUUAAAGUAGCUAGGCUGGUAGUUGAUUUUUCAGUACAGUAAGUUAAAAACACAAGAAUUGGGACAAAUAGUUUAAGAUUCGGCCUAAAACAAUAUUGAGGUCUAAUCAGAAUGUCUUACUUUGUUUAGGGACAGACAAAAAUGAAAAGAAAGGGAGAUAUUGCAGAUUUUUUUAUAAAGAGGCACAAAUCAGGCCCAGACCAGCCCCAGGCAGACCCCAGCCCUGAAACCAGCAAACCUGGCAGCUCCCACCUGGGCGCUAGCCAGGCAAGUCAACCCAGUCUACCACCACCAGACAUAAAUAAUGACUGGCCAGACCUGUGGAGUGCUAAACAAACAGAAGACUUCAAAUCCAAGAACCCCUGGUUGGGAUCCAAAAACAAAAAAUUAGGAUGUCUGGUCUGUAGCAGUGUGAACUCCAUUGGGAUCAACAAGGAGCAAGGUGUGUCACUCUCAAGAGAAUGGAUGAACUUUGAAAUUCAAGUGUCUGGCCAUGAAAGUAGAACAACAAGUCUGUCAGUCUUGAGAAAUAAGGUGAGGAAACAUGCGUUGUCCAAGGCCCACUCUCAUGCUGUGAAGGUGGCAGAGCAACAGAAAGAAGCUGCCAUUGACAAUGCAAUGGAGACCAUGACUGAGUCCUACAUGAAGGAAACUGAAGCUGUGUUUCGAACAGCCUACCAUCUGGCCAAAAAUAACCGACCCUUUUCUGACCAUGAAAGCCUCAUUGAGCUGCAAGAACUGAAUGGUGUAAAAAUGGGCUCAAUACUUCAUUCACGUUACAGUGCAACGCAAAUAAUACAGCAUGUUGCUAGUGAGAUGCAGAGCAAAAUUGUCAGUAGCAUUAUAGCAUCAUCCAGUAAGUUAGCUGUUCUGAUUGAUGAGGCAUCUUCUUUAAGUCACAAGGCUGUCAUGACAGUUUCUAUUAAAGCAUCAAUUCAAGAAGAAAGCCCUGAGUUUAUAUUCCUGGAACUUGUUGAACUUGAAAAUCAGAGAGCAGAUGGCAUAGUACAGGCGUUACUUACCUGUUUAACUAAUGCUGGCUUUACAGAAGAGUGGCUUCAUGAAAACUGGGUAACAUUUGUAUCUGAUGGAGCCAGUGUCAUGCUAGGAAAGAAGUCAGGAGUAGCAACCAGGCUGACUUGGAGAUUCCCGAAGCUUUUUGUAUGGCACUGUAUGAACCAUAGACUUGAACUUGCUGUGUCAGAUGCAGUUGAUGAGGUAAACUCUGUCAAUCACUUUAAAGCUUUUAUCCAGAAGCUAUACUCUCUGUAUAGUGUGUCAAACAAAAAUGAACGUGAACUUGUGAAUGCAGCAGCUGAAGUAGGCUCACAACUUCUUCGCAUUGGCAGAAUCUUGGAUGUACGUUGGGUGGCCAGUAGCUUUCGAACUGUUCGUGCUGUUUGGACAUCCCUGGGAGCUCUUGUGCAGCACUUUAAAAAUGCUUGCAGUGAUGAGAUAAGGUCCACAAAAGAGAGGCAGAUGUACAGAGGUUUGUUAAACCGUGUCCAAAGUCCAGAAUUUAUUUGUGACCUUGGGCUUAUGUACGACACACUCCAUGAAUUAAGUGUUCUGUCACAGGAGCUUCAGUCUCGUUCUAUAACUCUCCUCAGAGCAGAGCAUCUGCUGAAACGCUCAAUCAGAGUGAUCCAGUCAUUCAAAGAAAGUCCAGGUGAGAAAUAUAGUGAGGCUUUAGAAGCAAAACAGACUGGAGAGUAUCGGUCUAUAACCCUGAAAACAAAUGCAAAGCUGAAGUCCAUCAAUCCAGGUCAGUUCUUACAAAGCCUUGUGAACAAUCUGGAGCAGCGCUUAUCUUUUGAAGAUGAGACCGUCAUGGACCUCAGCAUCCUUGAUCAGAGUAAGUGGCCAUCAAAGCCCAGCAUUCGCCAUGGUGAAGAACAAGUUAAGCGACUGUGCAAGCGAUUUAACUUGUGCACAGACCAAGCACUGAAUGGGAUGUGGGACCUACUGGAAGAGCCCAGUAGUGAGCCUAAGGACCUAAAACCACUUAUCAACUGUAUGAAAACAUUCCCUGUCAGCACAGCAGAGUGUGAGAGGAACUUUAGCCUUAUGAACAAUAUAAGCUCAGACAAGAGGGCUGUCCUUCUGAUCUCAAACAUAUCAAAGUUGAUGAUUAUUAAUAUCAAUGGCCCACCAACUUAUAGGUUUGAUCCUAGAAAAUAUACAAGGACCUGGUUGAAAAGCCAUCGUAAUGCCUCUUCUUUGCGUUCCAGACAGUGCAGGGUGAAAACCCCUGAAAGCAAAUCUGUCUGA